AUGAGUUGUCAAAAAGUAUGGGAUGAGAUCUCUAAAUCUCCUGUUAUAACUGAGGAGUUUAUAAUUUUCUUUCAACAGGAAGUAAAUUGGAACUUAAUUUGUCGUCAUCAAAAACUUAGUGAAGAUUUUAUUAGAACUUAUUUAAAUCGAGUUAACUGGAGUGUUAUUUCUAAAUAUCAAGUUUUGAGUGAAAAAUUUAUAGACGAAUUUAAGGAAAACUUAGAUUGGGAAUAUAUAUGCAAGUAUCAAAAUUUAUCUUUAGAGUUCAUGAAAACCCAUAAACAUUAUUUGGAUAAAGACAAUGUUGAAUUGUAUCAAUAUGUUAAUGAUGAUUUUUUAGCAGAUCUUAAAAAUUAG
Messenger RNA from Psylliodes chrysocephalus, 357 nucleotides. NCBI's taxonomy places the organism in Eukaryota, Metazoa, Arthropoda, Insecta, Coleoptera, Chrysomelidae. The record is from the annotation of a GenBank genome assembly.